AUGAAAAAUCUGGAGACCACUGGUCUCCUCGCUCCAAGAGUUAGAGAGAAGAGCCUCAGAUCCAACCACUUUGUCAGUCACAUUCAUCAGAGCAAGAGCCUAGCAAGACAGAUCUCCAUAAUGCUGCCCCCCGUGCUGGUCCUUCUUGGGUUCCUCAGCUUUCAUGUUCUAGCAUCUGAUCGGAUCCCCCCUGGACAGAAAUACGAGGUCGUCUUGCCACGUAAACUUCAUACACAGCACAAAAGAGAUACACAGUCCGUGCUCACCGCCAUUUACCCUCCUGCGCCUGGCGCAAACAACGAGAAGAGAGCUGACCCCCUCCCAUGCCGGUCAAGUGACACUGUCGACAGAGGCAGUGGAUGGGUGAGCUGUGACUCCAGCCCAGGAGCGGAUACCCGCCGAGUCUGUGGAAACAGACCCCUAGUGGAGGAUUUCCGUGGCUCCCGCGUGGUGGGGGGAAAGGAUGCGGAGCCCGGUAACUGGCCCUGGGCAGUGAGCAUCCAGGAGGACGUUGACAACGAGUAUUUUCAUGUAUGCGGCGGCACUGUCCUGAAUCAUUUGUGGGUUCUCACAGCUGCCCAUUGUUUCAACGAUCACAGCAAUGAUACCUGGAGACUUGUGUUUGGCGCCAACCAACUUUCAGACAUGGGGACAAAUGCUCAGAUCCGAACUGUAAUAGAAAGGAUUAAACACGAGAAAUACAACCCGGAAAUGUGGGCUAAUGACAUUGCCUUGCUCAGGCUGAAUAAGCCUCUGAUAUUUGAUAAUUACACUCAGCCAGCGUGUCUCCCUGCCAAACAAGCCAUUCUGCACAAAAUGGACGACUGCUACAUCGCAGGCUGGGGCUACCUUGAAGAAGGCCUCACUGAAACAUCGGACAUCCUCCAGGAAGCUCCUGUGAAUUUAAUUCCAGUGAAACUCUGCAACCGUCCAACCUGGUACAAUGGAGCUGUGCGUGACUAUAACGUGUGUGCCGGAUAUGAACAGGGUGGUAUCGACAGUUGCCAGGGUGACAGCGGAGGACCUCUGAUGUGCAAAAAAAGCAAAGCUAAGUUCUAUAGUGUGGUUGGCAUAACCAGCUGGGGAGCCGGCUGUGGCCAGAAGCAAAAGCCUGGAGUUUACACCUCUACCCAGUAUUACCUCCGGUGGAUCUCUAAACACAUGUCCAAGGAGAAGAAGUCUGCAUCCAAAUCUUUGAAGAUGAAGGCUGCAGAAAAAAUCUGGCCAAAAUUAGCUGAGAAAAUCAGUAAAGCUGGCAUGAAAGCCCAUUAAUUUUUGGAUGUUCUGGAAGUAGAAGAAUCAAAUCUGAACCAUCUCUUCACCAGAGGAUUAUUAUUACAUGUCAGCAAUGUGUAGAUUAGAAUGAUAAGAUUAAUAAAUAGAAAUGCAUGAAUAAGCCCUGUACUUGUGAUGAACAUGGAAUGUUGUGGAUGUGUAUUGUUAGGACUGGCUAGUGUGAAUACAAACGUGUAUU
Messenger RNA from Spea bombifrons (plains spadefoot toad), 1474 nucleotides. Its product is annotated as acrosin-like. Gene Ontology annotation, biological process: acrosome reaction; proteolysis. The transcript is spliced from 8 exons. NCBI's taxonomy places the organism in Eukaryota, Metazoa, Chordata, Amphibia, Anura, Pelobatidae. Bases 1 to 1272 code for a protein of 423 amino acids. The record is from RefSeq and is a predicted model, not a curated record. Gene Ontology annotation, molecular function: serine-type endopeptidase activity.